UGUUGUUUUAGGAAUGUCAAGUGAUAAUACCCAUUUUCUCUCACGUAUUCAACCGGGGAUGGCGGAUAUUAGUAUUGUGCUACUUCUUGUGAAAGCUCGAUUAUUACUUGAUUAUUUGUAUAAAACACUCGAUAUGUCUUAAAUAUGUUAUCACAAUGCUUCUAAAAUUUCUAAAACAAAGGACAUAGUAUAAGUAUCACUUUGAUUUUUAAGCAUAAAGAUGUAACCAAUGAAAUAAAGCAUAAUAAAAUCAACAUCGUUUAGUUAUGCUUAAAUACAUGUAUUUGAAAGAAUAUCCAUAAGUUGAUCAUAUUAAUAUUGAUGUGUAUAGUAUUCUCAUUUUCUAGACUGCUCUGCACAUUAUGAAUAGCAGAUAAUAUUGUCUAAUGAAACGUCAGUAUUUAAACUAGUAAUGUUUGUUGAUAUGGUAUUUACUGGCAUGAUUUACGAUUUGUUCUUCCAAUUGCAAAGAAGUUAAAAGAGUUUAUGAAUUAAAAGCGAGUGUGUUUUCAUUUUGACCGUAUCAAUCCGAUUAAUUUUGCGUCUAAAAAUAACAUUUAAAAAGGAGUCACUGGUGCAUAUUGCAACUUUUCAAAUCACAACAUUGAAAGAGGAAGUUUAGAACCUAUUUAUUUGGUAGUGAUUAAUCAGGUAUUUACAUAAGAAUUGCCUAAAUGAAUACGGAAUAAUGUUGCUUAAGGAAACGUCAGCAUUCAUACUAGUAUUGAUUGUGGAUAUGGUAUUUAGUGAAUGUUAUGUUGGCUGCAAAUCCUGCUCGGGUUCAACUUGCACAAGUUGUGAACCAUCUUACUUUUUAUCAAAUGGCUUUUGUUCACAAUGUCCUCCGGAUUGUGAACUAUGUAACAACUUCGAUAACUGUACUUUGUGUAAGCCAAAUAAAUUUGGUUUUAGAUGCACUUCCAACUGUGAUGAUAAUUGUCUAAGUAGUGAAUGUCAUGUUCAAACGGGAGAUUGUGCGCAAUGUCAGCCUGGUCUCUAUGGCUUUCAAUGUAUACACAAUUGCAGUUUAUGCGAGAAUGAACGAUGUGAUUUACGAACCUGCUCGAGUGGUUGUAGAGCUGGAUACUAUGUGUAUAAAAUCGGUGUAGAUACAAUAUGUCAAAUAUGUCCGAAAAAUUGUAAACAUUGUACAAAUGGAAACACAUGUAAUAUUUGCAAUAAUGGUUUUCACCUCUUUAAGUUUAAUGACAAAGUUCACUGUGUGUCAUGUUUUCAAGAAACACAAUGUCCUGACUGUGUUAUUCAAGGUUGUAACCAGUGUCAAAUACACAAUGCUUCGUUAGUCUGCGCUGAUUGUCCAGAAGGACAAAUAUUCAAUGGUAAAACAUGCGAAUCAAACACAUCAUUGUGCUCGAAAGAAUGUUCUACGAAUUGUGAUAGUAAUGGAAUUUGUAAAGGAGAAUGUAAUGAGGGCUGGACUGGCGAGACAUGUUCAACACAAUGUAACAGCAAGUGUUUAAAGUGCACAAAAAAUAACAGAAAUAGUUGUCUACAGUGUAAAGGUAAUUUUCACUCAACCGAUUGCAAUUUUGCCUGCAACCCGGCAUGCAUAGUGCAAAGCGGUAGUCAAACAUGUGCUCAUGCAAGCGGAUAUUGUUUAAACGGAUGUAACCAAACAUUUUGGGGCGGAACCUGUGAGCAACCAUGUCCUGGUGGAUGUAAAGAUCUAGCAUGUGAUAGAAACAACGGUACAUGUACUGAUGGAUGUAAUAAUGGACUGAAUGGAGAUAAAUGUACUCAAAGUAUCACAAUCGAACCAUUAAGGACAACAACAACAAUAACAUCAGACGAAACUAUAACACAACAACAAAUAUUUGUGCGACGUGACGAUAAAGCUCGUUAUUUAACCAUUGGUUACUUUUCUGGAUUCGGAUCUUGUGCUGCCAUAGUAGUAUUUGUUAUAUUGUUUUACAUAAUUAGACGAAGGUAUCUGGCAAGUAUAACGCACAAAGAUAACAAACCUAACAAUGAUAUUCCAACAUAUUAUAACACAAGAACUAAUUUCGGAGCUGUUAAUGCUGAGUCAGCCGAUGUAAUAAAUAAUUACGAAAGUUUGAGUAAUAACAGGAUUCCAGAUAAUGUUUACAAUGAUCUUGGAACAACAUUGCCAUAGAUGCAAGAGAAAAGUGAUUUACUAGUGGAAACAACACAAUGACUGUAUUUUUGUUUAUAUUAUAUUCGAUACAUAUAUUACGGUGGUGAUAAAAGUAUUUCUAUUCUUAAUCACAAACAUGCACUUACGACAACGAGGUAGCAGUAUUGUCCCUUUGUGCGUUAACACUAUAAUAAGCCUUUCUUGUCCAUUUUAGAUUUUUCACAUAUUGAAUUUUCCUGAAAGUGUAAAGACUAUUGUUUAUAUUCAAGCGGUUAGGAUUCCGGAUGUAAAUAUUCAGAAUUCCUCAAAGUCGAAGUAGUGUCACUUGCCUAUGUAUGUAUACGGUAAACAUCAGCAUGGAUAAAAUAUCAUGGAUUGCCUUCUUUUAUAAUCAAGAUACUGGAAAAUUUGUUCAAACCUGUGCACAUAAGGUAUAAGAAAUUAUGUGUGCACCAGAAAGUUGAAUUAAUGAGUUAUGACCCAUAAGUAAAAAACGUUUUUGCCUGUUAAUGUUCUUUUUGUGUGAAUCCAGCUACACAGUAGCUAAUACUUGCAAUAUGCAUGCUACAAUGUAGUCGCGACAUAUAGAAAACAGAACUGUCCAGUCACCCCUCAAAACAUGUGCUGAAUGUGCAAUCAUCCGUCGACAUGUGUGAAUAUUGAUUUUUCUUGUUAUGUGAUAUUGAGGCUACAUAACAUCUGAUCCCAAUUUAAAUUUACAUUUCAUUUAGUUCCGCAGAUUGUUUUCCCUUUUAAUGUCUUUACUUUACAAACCUGCAGGAUCAGAUGUAUACUUGUAUGCAAGAAUAACGCUCUCAGACUUAUUUAAUCUUUAUAAAUGUCUCGCACAGCGAACUUAAAAUGCGUUUAAAUGCUGUAAUAUAUUGACUCGCUAUUGGUCAGCUAGUAUUAGCCACUAGCUGAUAAGCCCCGCCUAAAUUCACCUGGCACCACCUCUAUGUAGUAUCAUUAGUAAAUAGAUUUAGUAACCAGACGGCUGCGUUGUUUAAUCUCUCUACCCAUGCUUGUCCAGUAACUAUGUUAUAGCAGACAUUACAUUGGCGACGAGGAUGAUUGGAUAAUACUUUUCACUUGUUUAAUUAAUUCUAGAGGACUUGUUAAUAAUAAGUUCAGUGAUAAAGUUAUUGUGGCUAUUUUCAAGAAUAUAGGAUUUAU
Messenger RNA from Ruditapes philippinarum (Manila clam), 3292 nucleotides. RefSeq names its product multiple epidermal growth factor-like domains protein 10. NCBI's taxonomy places the organism in Eukaryota, Metazoa, Mollusca, Bivalvia, Venerida, Veneridae. The coding region runs from base 689 to 2134 and encodes 481 amino acids. The record is from RefSeq and is a predicted model, not a curated record. The transcript is spliced from 7 exons.